Messenger RNA from Adineta steineri, 384 nucleotides. NCBI's taxonomy places the organism in Eukaryota, Metazoa, Rotifera, Eurotatoria, Adinetida, Adinetidae. The record is from the annotation of a GenBank genome assembly.
AUGUCGAGUGUUACUCUUUUACUACGUGCUGUUUGGCAACGAUAUCAUAUGCAUCGACAGAUUCAAUGGCGACAAUACCGAAAAAUGACACUUCAAGUCAUAAUUAUAUCAACAAUUUAUUUAAUGUUACCGUUUCCUUCUACGAUUAUAAACUUUCUUCAUGUCUGUGGUAUGUCAGCUGAUAUUGGAGCUGUGUUUUUAUCACGUACAAUGUUUUUCACAUAUUAUACAUUAUUUCUUUUUCCAAUAGUCUCUGUUGGUGCACUAUCAGAACUACGUGAAAAAGUGAAGAAUAUUAUACGAUUUCGCCAACAACGACGUAUUGGUGGUAUAUUAAUUAACACAAGAGCACACAUGACAGAUAAUCGAGUAUUUCUUCGAUGA